Molecule: messenger RNA, 4142 nt
Organism: Cygnus atratus (black swan)
Lineage: Eukaryota; Metazoa; Chordata; Aves; Anseriformes; Anatidae
Gene: GMIP
Product: GEM interacting protein
Exons: 21
Coding region: 604-3390 (928 amino acids)
Biological process (GO): signal transduction; activation of GTPase activity; negative regulation of GTPase activity
Cellular component (GO): plasma membrane
Molecular function (GO): GTPase activator activity
Source: RefSeq, a predicted model, not a curated record
CGCCGAGAUGCCGCGGGACUUGGAGUAAAUGGCCAAGAGAUUUCUCCCUCGGAGAGGUCAUGGCUUUUUCCUGAUCCAUCUUUCGGCUGAAGACAGGCAAUGGAAGAGGUGGAAAAUAUUCUCUACAGGUUGCCCAAGACAUUUUUACUUGCAGAUAAAGGUAUGGUAAAUAAGAGAGACCAAUAUGGAAAUGCAGUGCCUGUGCAUACGGAUAUUUGGGGCUUGUUUUGAUUUCCAAGUUUUGCUAGGAAAAAGUUUCCUAAACUCAGGUUUCUAUUUGCUGAAAAGGGUACAAGGAAAUUCGGUAAUUAAAACCUAGCAGGAUGAAGAAUCUAGAAACCUAGAAGACACUGGAUACAGCUCUCCUGGACUAGAAAAUGAAUAAAUGCUGAGAGCAUGGGAAUUCAUCUCACCCCCUCCAUCUCUUUCCAUGUAUUUCAUCUUGCGUCUCCAGCGGCUUUUACAGAAUGCUGCUCCUCUUCCCUUCGAUGAGCGAGAGGCGUACUCAGGACCUGCAGGACUUUGGGAAUCUGCUCCCCAAAACAUAGCCCGAGAAAAAAAGCUCACCCGGGGGACUGGGAAGCGCAGCACCGCAGCUGUGCCAUGAACAGGACGGGUGCCUGGGAUGACGCCGGUUCUGCUCGGACCGUGGGCAGGUUGCCCCACAGCAGGCUCCUUCCACCGGGCCACGACUCCGAAUUCCUGGCUGCUGUCUGGGCUUCGGUGCAGAGCCCUGUCCCUGGGGACCAGGGCAGCCGCAGGGACCCCAUGGCCGGCGAGGUGUCUCGCAUCGCCAAACACCUGAGGGACAUCGACGGGAGAUUUCAGAAUUUAAGGGAGCUCUUCCGAAAAGGAGAAGUUUUUUCAGGCCCUGUUGAAGCCAGACUGGCAGACCUCCUGCAAGCCAUCUCCUCCUUCCUGAACACGUACCCUGCUUUGACCGGGGAUGCCAUCCAGCCCGCCGUAGCGACCCUUAUCACCAAAAUCCAUGGUCUCGAUAGUCAAGAAAGGGUACCUGAAAACAAGAAGCGAUACAGUGAGAUAUUCCGGAGCCUGGACGACUUGGAGAUCUCCAUCGGCAAUGCGACAGUUGAUUUGUUCAUUGGUGAUGCUGACAGCACUGACGACACAGACCUGCCUGCAGAAAGAGAGAUUGUUCCGCUGAGCGAAAGUUUCUGCAAGAGCAAAAGCAGUUCAGAAAAACAAGCGCAGGCAGACAUGACAGUUGAAGAGGCAGAUGAAAUGCUGAUCAAAUGUGAAGGUGGCAUUGAUGCAGCCCUCGAAUAUGCCAAAAUGUGGUGUAAAUAUGUCAAAGAGCUUCUCAACUGGAUUGAAAAACGUCUGAGCUACGAAACAGAGUUUGCCAAAGGGAUUGUGAAGAUAGCAGAAUCGGGACGAAAUGCCAUCAUCCAGCAGUCCAACAUGCCUCUUCGAGCGCUCUAUGCAAUGGUCCUGGAACACGACAUUAAGGUUGGAAAUUCAGCUAGCGAGACUGUGGGGUUGCUCCAACAGAAGGAAUUCUACCAGCCUCUGUCAGCCAAGAAGAAUGAGAUUGAGAAGUGGAGGAAGGAAUUCAAAGACCAGUGGACAAAGGAGCAAAAGAGAAUGAACGAGUCCUUGUCAUCCCUGCGCAAGUCCCGCCUGCAGUACGUGCAGCGCUGCGAGGAGCUGGAGAAAGCCAAGUACCUGAGCGCCAAGGCAGAGGACGAAUACCAGAGCGCAGCAGUCGUCAACCCCGGCAGUGCCAGCAAGCAGCUGGAGAAGCGGCGCCGCUCCUGCGAGGAGGCACAAGCCAAGGUCCAGGAAACAGAAGCCCUGUACAAGAUGUGCAUUAACGACGCCAACUUUCGGCGGCAGGAACUGGAGAAAGUGCGGGCACGCAUCGUCUCCCACAUUCGGAAGCUCAUUUACCAGGGAGACGAGGUGCUGACGUGGGUCACAUUAAGGAUGUUUAAGCAGCGGCAGGCUCAGUCAGAACACAUCCCAGUGGGAUACCAGCACCUGGCCGAGGUCUGCAAGCCGUACAAAGUGGGUGAGAAGUACCUGGAGUUCAUUCAGGCUCUGCAGAAGAAAGACAUUCACAUGGAAGUGUUUGAAUUCGAGCCUCUUGCUUCUGGAGGGCAGAGGUCUCCCCCCAGCAGCAGGAAGAAGAUGUCACUGCAGUACACGGGAUGCAGCAAGGACGCGAGCACUCCAGAAGACACGUCCAGAAGGCAGUUCUCCCCAAAUGGUGAACAGAGUACAAACAGAUCCCUCUGCAGCGACACAGAAAGCCUCGGUGGGAGCUGUGAGUCCCGAUCCCUGGACUCGCCCAACUCCAGCCCAGGAAACUCUAACAGGAAGCUGCUGAAAGCUCCAUCCACCGGCACCAUGUCCUCCUCAGAUGAUUUUGAGGAAAGAGAUUCGCUGCAAACCUUUGAAAAUGAAAACGGCUCAUCCCAGCAGCAGUUCAGGAACAUCCUCCUCUCCAGCGCAGCACAAACCCACCGGCUCAGGAAGCUGCGGGGGCCAUCCAAGUGCCGGGACUGCGACACCUUCAUGGUCAACGGCUUUGAGUGUGAGGAGUGCUACCUGGCCUGCCACAAGAAGUGCCUGGAGAGCCUGCUGAUCACCUGUGGCCACAGGAAGCUGCCCAACCGAGUGCCCCUUUUUGGCAUCGACUUCACCCAAGUUCCUCGAGACUUCCCCGAGGAGGUUCCCUUCAUCGUGGUGAAAUGCACUUCGGAGAUCGAAGCUCGUGCCCUCGGAGUGCAGGGGAUCUAUCGGAUAAGCGGGUCCAAAGCCCGGGUGGAGAAGCUGUGCCAGGCGUUUGAGAACGGCAGGAGCCUGGUGGAGCUCUCCGAGCACUCCCCCCACGACAUCACCGGGGUGCUGAAGCAUUUCCUGAAGGAACUUUCGGGACCGGUGCUGCUGUACCAGCUCUACAACAGCCUCAUCGCACUCGCCAAAGAGCUGCAAAAACCCGGGGAAGAAAGGACGGACUGCGCCGGCUUCCCUUCGGACCCCAUCCAGAGCAUGAAGGACCUGCUGAGCAAACUGCCUGGAAGCAACUACAACACCCUGCGGCACCUCAUCGCCCACCUGUACAGGGUGGCAGAGAAGUACGAAGAGAACAAGAUGUCCCCAAACAACCUGGGCAUAGUGUUUGGGCCCACCCUGAUCCGGCCAGGCUCAGGGAGCGACGUCUCGAUGUCCUGCCUCGUUGACUCUGGGUACCAAGCCCAGAUCGUGGAGUUUCUCAUCCAGAACUAUGAAAGGGUGUUCGGGAUGGAUGACCUGCCUCCAUCCUUAUCCCUCAGCUGUGAAAACCCCUCGCAAGAAGCAUCGACAGAAAAGGAUGAAGGACACCAGAGCCCAAGCACAGUCCAGAAAAUAACCCUAGAGAGAUGAAUACAAGCACUGGCUCCGAGCUGGAGGACCUGGAGGAUUCCGUGCAGGAGAAGACCGACAGCGAUUCGGACACUGUCCUCGGCACCCAGCCCAGGUGCCAUUUCAGUCGGCAGCCCGUGAAAUACAUCCGCGUGCAGGCAAAAACGAAACCAGUCAUUCCCAAGCCUUCCAGUUUGCCCUUGAGGACUACCACGUUAUCCAGCACAGCCACGGACGCCGGUGCAGAAGGCAGCCCUGCCAACAGCAGCUCCACGGCAAAGGAUGUCCUGGGGGAGAGGACUCGGAGCAGGAACAGCUCGCCCGACACCAGCACGCUCAGGGGCCGCUCAGGAAGCAAACAGCAACUCAAACACUUUGAGAUCACGGAGGAAACCGCCAGGAUCAUCUCGAAGCUUAAAGCCGACGACACUUCAGCAUCCCCCGAGGGUUCUCUGGAGAGCCUGGGGUCUGCUGAGAAAGAAGUGAAGCUCAGCCCAGAGACACUCCUGGAGCAAAGCCCCUAAAGGUGACAGCAAAAAGCAGCAGCAGAGGGACUGAAAUCCCAUGCCACAAUUCUUGUGGAAGGAUGGAAUAGCAACAGGGGUGAGAAUAACAUCCUAGCAGUUGCAUUUACAAAGCAGGCUGGAGAAGAGGCUUCUGCUGGGAACUACCUGGAAUUUGAGCUAGCCCAGGGUUUGCUUAUUUGUCAGCAGACCCACACGAGCCUGGUGUCUCUCUCUGGAACAUGUCCAGGUUAGCACGAAGCACAAUAG